Aspergillus heteromorphus CBS 117.55 is the source of this 1186-nucleotide messenger RNA. RefSeq names its product DJ-1/PfpI family protein. The record is from RefSeq and is a predicted model, not a curated record. Lineage: Eukaryota; Fungi; Ascomycota; Eurotiomycetes; Eurotiales; Aspergillaceae. The coding region runs from base 155 to 835 and encodes 226 amino acids. The transcript has 2 exons.
CUUGCCUCGCGCAUCUACUCCCAAAUAUGCUUGCUUCCUCGUCCUCCUAGCGAUCAUCUCAGCACCGUGCUAACCGGGUCAUUAUUAUAAAACUUGCACCGUACAUAACACAAAAGUAUAACGAUAUACCAGCAUCUUAUACUCAUCGUCCAUCAUGGCAACCGAAUCAACAACUGACCAACCCACCUCCCCCCCGCUACGUAUCGGCGUCGCCCUAUUCCCAGGCUUCCAAGCCCUAGAUGUCUUCGGCCCCCUCGACUGCCUCAACAUUCUCUCCUGGACACACACCAACAUGAGCAUGUCCAUCCUGGCAGCCACCCUCGACCCCGUAUCCACCCAGAUCCCCGAAUCCCCACACACCAUCGGCCAGCACGUCGUCCCGACCCACACCUUCUCCUCGCCCCCACCCCUCGACGUCCUCCUUGUCCCCGGCGGCCUGGGCACCCGCGGCUCGCCCCCCGAGCUCCUCCAAGUCAUCGACUUCAUCCGCACCGUCUACCCGAGCCUGAAGUAUCUCAUCACCGUCUGCACCGGGUCGGGCGUCGCGGCGCGCGCCGGCGUGCUGGAUGGUCGGCGCGCCACGACGAACAAGCUCGCCUGGAAGGAGAUCACGGCCCUGGGGCCGAAUGUGUCUUGGGUGCCCAGGGCGAGAUGGGUCGUUGAUGGGAAUGUGUGGACUGCGUCCGGUGUGACGGCGGGGAUUGAUGCGACCAUUGCGUGGAUUGAGGAGGUGUUUGGGGCGGAGAUGGCGUUGGAGAUUGCGAAUGGCAUGGAGCAUACGAGGCAUACGGAUCCGGAGGUGGAUCCGUUUGCGGAUUUGUAUGGGCUGGCUUAGGCUGAGGGGGUGGGGUUUUUAGGGUUGGGAAGGAAGGGUGUUCUCUGCUCUUGGGUUGGUGUUUGUGGUUGAAGGGGGAUUGUGGAGAUUCGAGAUUUAGGAUGUUAGUGGGCAGGCAUUUGAGGGUAUUGGAUGAGGUAGUUGGUUGCUGGAGUGUGAAAUGAAAUGUAUACAGGUCUUGACUACCGGGUUGCAUUUUCUUAAAUAUCCUAUUAGUGUUGACCUGUGUGCUUUGAUGUUUUGAUGCCGACAACGGACGACCCCCGAGGCAGAAAAAGAAACUUCCCGCUUUGGUCUUCCGAGAAAGGGCUGACAGAUGUUAAUACAGCUUCGUGAAACCUAUGAAGAGAG